Molecule: messenger RNA, 1746 nt
Organism: Caenorhabditis remanei
Lineage: Eukaryota; Metazoa; Nematoda; Chromadorea; Rhabditida; Rhabditidae
Exons: 7
Coding region: 1-1746 (581 amino acids)
Biological process (GO): mismatch repair; DNA recombination
Cellular component (GO): nucleus
Molecular function (GO): DNA binding; 5'-3' DNA exonuclease activity; 5'-flap endonuclease activity
Source: RefSeq, a predicted model, not a curated record
AUGGGAAUUACUGGUCUUUUACCGUUUGUGAAGAAUGCCUGUCGAAAAGGAAAUAUUCUAGAAUUGCGCGGAAAAUCCGUCGCCAUCGACGUGAGUUGUCUUCUACAUCGUGGAUUGACUGGAUGUAUGGAUAAGAUUCAUAUGGGUGAAGAGACGAAAAGUUAUAUUAAUUAUGUCGAUAAAUAUGUGAAAGAGCUGUUGGCGAUGGGAUGCCACGUGGUUAUGGUGUUCGAUGGGAGACCGUUGCCGGCGAAAAAGGGCACAAACGACGAUCGUCGUGAGCAACGAGAGAAACGAAAAGAGCAAGCGGAGAUGCUUCUAGCAAAAGGAAAAGAGCGUGAAGCACGUGAUACAUAUCGUCUCGCGACGAGUAUUUCCACUGAAAUCGUCCAGAAAACUAUCGAAUUCUUCCGAAAACUCCCGAAUGUCGAUAUCGUCGUCGCACCGUAUGAAGCGGAUGCUCAGUUGGCGUAUUUGAUGGAAUCGAAACUAGUGGACGCUGUAAUUACAGAAGAUUCGGAUCUAAUUGUAUUCGGUUGUGAGAUGAUUUACUUCAAAUGGCAAUCGGCAACGGGAGAGUGUAGUGUUUAUCAAAAGUGCAAUUUGAAGAAGUGCUUCACCGGAGAGUUGGGAGGAGACAAAUUCGAUUUUUCGAAAUUUCGAAGGAUUUGUAUCCUGUCGGGAUGUGAUUAUUUGCAGUCAGGACUACCGGGCGUCGGUCUGAGUACAGCAGCCAAAUUCUUCUCGCUCACAUCGAUAAAAGACCUUCGGACAGUGCUUCGAAAAGUGCCAUCCUACUUGAAAAAUCCGAAAUUGAAGGAGCACGUGACGGAGGAGUUUAUCAGAAGUUUCGCCAGAGCAGAGAACACAUUCAAACAUCAAAUUGUAUUCGAUCCCAGGGAGAGAUGUCAUAAACCAUUGACACCGUAUCCCACUAGUGGAGGGGAUGGGGGGUUGGAUUGUGAUGAUUUGGAUGUUAUUGAUUUGGAGUCGCCGACGCCUUCUCCCGCUGAAAUUUCCACAAAAUUCGUCUACGCGGGCACACCAUCAACCCAACGAAUCGCUAUCCGUCUGGCACUCGGAAAUCCAUCAGAUGGGAAUUCAAUCGACGAUCGUUUCCUUCUGACUCAACCGAUACCCGAUUGGAGUGUUUGGGCGAUGAAAUACGAGAGUAAAGGGACUUCAAUCGAGAAGAUUCGGAAGAAAAAGGACGAGGAGGCGACUCAAUGCGGUGGAGCAUUCAAAUUGGACUCCCCAUCGGUGGUUCGACGUGUAAAAGUACCAAAAAAGGCGGAAAUCGAAGAGGAAGAUGAUAUUGUGAAACAGUUUAUGGCGGAUAUCGAAAAAGAGAAACAGGCGCUGUUGAAAAAGCGGAAAAACGCGCCCCAGACGGAUUAUAAUGCGGAAAAUGUGCUGAAAAAGUAUACAGAGGAACCGCCGGUGAAGAAGACGAGAGUCGAGGAAUCACUGAUUUCGCCACUUCUAUCCCAUCAGAAUUCAGCACCAGAAAAUUCCAAAUAUUUUGCGAAAAAGACGGAAAUUUUGGAGAAUGACCCGCCGAAAAGAAAGAAUCCAUUCCGAUGCCCGGCUUUCGUAAAACCGACACCAAAAAUUGAGGAAAUCGCGGAAAUUCCGAAGAAAACUACUAUAUUGGCUGCGCUAGAGGAUAAUGUAGUGGAAACCACGACUUCCUAUCGAUUUGUUGGAUUUAAAUCAGCGGGAUUGAGAAGAAAAUCAAAGAAUUAA